Molecule: messenger RNA, 183 nt
Organism: Dentiscutata heterogama
Lineage: Eukaryota; Fungi; Glomeromycota; Glomeromycetes; Diversisporales; Gigasporaceae
Source: the annotation of a GenBank genome assembly
AUGAAAAUGGAAGAUGCAAAGUUAAUAUCAAAUGCAAGGAGAUGCAAAGAUGCAAAUAAACGUAAAACUAAAGCCGAACAUGAAGAAUCAGGAAAGCCAGUAAAAGCAAAGAGAAGAAAGCUAGCAAAAGCAAAGAGAGAAACCAAUGAACGCAAAGAAAGUAAAGCCAACAAAUUCGAAAAG